AUGGGGACAUUUCAAAGCGAUGAUCUGGGAAAUGAUGAUACCAUCGGAGGGAAUGUGAGCAAAUAUAUGGUGCUUCCAAGUGGAUACUUUGGACAGCCCAAGAAAGGACAUCUUAUCUUUGAUGCUUGCUUUGAAAGUGGUAACCUUGGACGGGUGGACCAGGUCUCUGAGUUUGAGUAUGAUUUAUUCAUUAGGCCGGAUACCUGUAAUCCACGCUUCCGAGUCUGGUUCAACUUUACUGUUGAGAACGUGAAAGAAUCACAGAGAGUCAUUUUCAACAUUGUUAACUUCAGCAAAACUAAAAGUCUUUAUAGAGAUGGGAUGGCCCCUAUGGUGAAAUCUACCAGCAGACCAAAAUGGCAAAGACUGCCACCUAAAAAUGUUUACUACUACCGCUGCCCGGACCAUAGGAAGAAUUAUGUGAUGUCCUUUGCAUUUUGUUUUGACCGAGAAGAAGAUAUUUACCAGUUUGCUUACUGCUACCCAUAUACGUACACUCGCUUUCAGCAUUACCUUGACAGCCUGCAAAAGAGAAACAUGGAUUACUUCUUCCGGGAGCAGCUGGGUCAGAGUGUGCAACAGCGGCACCUAGACCUCCUGACGAUAACCAGUCCUGACAACCUUCGGGAGGGGGCAGAGCAAAAGGUGGUAUUCAUCACAGGACGAGUCCACCCAGGGGAAACACCCUCUUCAUUUGUGUGUCAAGGGAUCAUUGACUUCCUCAUAAGCCAGCACCCUAUUGCUCGUGCCCUACGGGAACACCUGGUCUUCAAGAUUGCACCCAUGCUCAACCCUGAUGGCGUCUACCUGGGCAAUUACAGGUGCUCUCUGAUGGGGUUCGACCUGAACCGUCACUGGCUGGAUCCCUCUCCGUGGGCCCACCCCACCCUGCAUGGGGUGAAACAGCUUAUCAUUCAGAUGUACAACGACCCAAAAACAAGCCUGGAGUUUUAUAUUGACAUCCACGCCCACUCCACCAUGAUGAAUGGCUUCAUGUAUGGCAACAUCUUUGAAGAUGAGGAACGGUUCCAGAGGCAGGCCGUCUUCCCCAAGCUCCUCUGCCAGAAUGCCGAGGACUUCUCCUACUCCAGCACGUCCUUUAACCGAGAUGCCGUGAAAGCAGGAACUGGCCGUCGCUUCCUCGGUGGGCUGCUGGACCACACUUCGUAUUGCUACACCCUCGAGGUUUCCUUCUACAGCUACAUCAUCGGCGGCACCACAGCCGCUGUGCCCUACACGGAGGAAGCCUAUAUGAAGCUGGGGCGGAACGUGGCGAGAACGUUUUUGGAUUAUUACCGGCUGAACCCCAUGGUCGAGAAAGUGACGAUCCCCAUGCCAAGGCUGCGGAAAGAAAAACCCCCUCCCUACAAGCACCCACUCCUGCGGGGCCCAGCCAGCAACCACCCCAACAGCAAAGGGGGCAAGAAGAGCUCAGUGAACCACAAAGACCCUUCAAACUCUUUUUAA
Messenger RNA from Eubalaena glacialis (North Atlantic right whale), 1467 nucleotides. It is a transcript of the gene AGBL4, whose product is annotated as AGBL carboxypeptidase 4. The transcript has 13 exons. Lineage: Eukaryota; Metazoa; Chordata; Mammalia; Artiodactyla; Balaenidae. The record is from RefSeq and is a predicted model, not a curated record. Bases 1 to 1467 code for a protein of 488 amino acids. Gene Ontology annotation, biological process: proteolysis. Gene Ontology annotation, molecular function: zinc ion binding; metallocarboxypeptidase activity.